CACAUAGCAAAUACCCUCAGCAUUCGUUCAACUUCUUUGUCCUUCUCCUUCUUCAUUUCCUUUCGCAUUUUUUGAAACAUUCGUCACUCUUUUCAGCAAGUAUUUCGCUACAAUGUGGGCUGGUUCCUCGAUGAUGAAGAGUGCGCUUACAUCAACGCUGUUGGGCCUUCUGAUGGCCAACUACGGGCCCAUGGUUCACGCCAGCCCUAUCGCCGCCGAACUAGGCCAACUCAUCGACCCGCGCGCGCCAGGCGACCGCGCCCUCGAAGACGGCUACCAAGACGCAAAGCGCAACAACCGAUUCGUCAAGCCGAGCAGCAACAACCUCUGGCCCGUCAAGGAGGGCACCACCUGGUACUCGACCUCCGAGUUCAAGGGCUGCUCCAUCAUGAUCGUCAUGGAUAAGGAGGCCAUCGGCCUGCAGCACAUCCGCCGCGGAACUGCUGAGGAAUGCCCUCUGCACGACGUCAAGCUCGUCCAGCAUCAGAUCCACACGAGGCUUAUGUACUGGAGCGAGAACGACGCUGCGAACAUUCGCUCCUGCGACACGAGGGCCGUCGUCAUCGGCUCCGUUAAGAAGGACUCUGUGGGUGUCAGGAGGCUGAGUAGUAUCCUCGGGGGCGAGGAGGAGAUCAUGAACCCGAGGUACGCGUACGUCGAGCUGGACAGGGAGAGCCCGGAGAACGAUGAGAAUGAGCAGCCUGGUCCGCAAAACAAGGUCGCGGUCAAGGUUGAGAAGAAGUCGUCUGGCGAGGUCACUAUGGAGAUAUACACGAUGAGCAAUUCACCCAACGCCACCAUCACCUGGAAUCAGCAGGGCAAGGUCGACGAUGAGCGUUGGCCCGAUGAGUGGAGGUUCUGAUCUGUGUAUUCUUCUUCUAAUUCUCUUCGUAUCGUUUUGUCAUGGAGGUUUUUGGAUG
This is a messenger RNA of Aaosphaeria arxii CBS 175.79, 920 nucleotides long. RefSeq lists its product as uncharacterized. The record is from RefSeq and is a predicted model, not a curated record. The transcript has 2 exons. Lineage: Eukaryota; Fungi; Ascomycota; Dothideomycetes; Pleosporales. The coding region runs from base 113 to 862 and encodes 249 amino acids.